CUUUUCAACAGAAUGAAACGGCUAUACGACUUCAUACUUUCUUAAUCGCAGAUAUUUAUAUCGGUCUUGGAAUCAAAAUAUAUUUUGUAAGUACAAUUUUACAAAGUAACUAUAAUUACCUAUAAUAAUCUAUAAUAUUUACUUGAGUACCUGUAUAAUGUAACGUUUUUAUAUUAUUAUUUUGAUUUUUCUAAUUUAGUAUAACUUUACUUACGUAUAAUUUUUUUUUCUUUUUAAUGCGCUUCAUAAUUUAGAGAAUCAUCUAAUUUUGUAAUUUUAUGAUUAUUUUCUCUAUUACUGAAAAAUAAAAAUAAUGAAAUAAAUAAUAAAUAAUAUAUUUGACUAUAGAUUCGUAUUUUUAUAUAGGUACCUACUAUUUUUUAUUUAUACUAUACAUUUAUUAGAAAUAUUAUAGCCGUUAUAGGUACCUAAACAUUUUUAGAUUGAAAAAAUAUGUAUACAUAUACAAACAUAUAUGUAUAACAAAAUACUAUUUAAUAUUGUAUUAUUAUAAUUAAAUUCGAAAUAAAAUAAAACCGAUGGAAACAGAUUGUAAAACGUAUUACACUAUAAUAUUUUAUAUACAGUGAAACUUCCCUUAACGGACAUCUAUAGCGGACGUUUUUUCAGGAACGGAGUUAUUUUCACUAUUCAAGUAUAUAUAAGAAAACCUCUAAAUACAAGACACUUUUUAAAAUUAACAUUGACAGUUUUUAUCAUAAAUUUAGAAUAAUUGUAGGAUACAAUAUAAAAAUAUAAAAUACUAUAAUAGUAUAAUGUAUUAUGUACAUUAUUAUACUGAAUAGGUAUUUUUUAUAUUAUCUGUCCAGUCGUUUAAAUAUUAUUGCGUCGAUGAAAAUUUUGAUAUUUUAAAUUACUCUAAAUAGCGGCCACCUCUGAAUAGCCGACAAAAUUUCAGCGACCGAGAGUGUCCGGUAUUUAGAGAUGUCACUGUAUAUAUAUGUAUACAUAUGUAUUACAUAGGUAUCUAAUAUUGUUUUGAUUGUAAAUUAAUCUCAUUGUUAAUCUACAUGGCUGAAAUACGUAUAUAAGUGCAACAGAUCAUCAAUUAUAUUGCUAUUUAUAAAAUAAGGUAGUUUAAUAAUUAUAUCCGUUUUGGUCUUUCAUACUAUCAACAUUGGUUAGAUAUACACUACGAUUCCUUAAAACAUACGUCAUAUGUUUAUGGGUAGAUCAAUUUUAAAUAAUUACCCGAACGCACCUAGCUUAAAUUAAAGUUACCUACCUAAACAUUUUUGACUAUAAAUUCAACGAUGACGUUUUUUUUGUUUGGUUACGCGAAUAUCUUAUAGGAAUAGUGUUACGAAUAAUAAAAUGUAUUUACAUCUACUCCGAUAAUAGUAAAAUUAUUAUUAAUUGUUUCAUUUAUAACUUUGAAAUUGUUAUUAUUUCAGGUUAAAAAAAAAAAAAAAGCACAACAUUAACUAUAUAGGAGUCUAUAGCGGAAAAUUGUUUAGUCAAAUCAUAUUUCAAACGGAUGAGUUAUAGUAACCAUGUCAGAUAUGGAUAUUGUAGAAGUUGAUGAUGAAAAUCAAUUCCACAGUAUUAAAAAUGAAAACCACACAUUAAAUUCUCAACCAGGUAAUUUAAUAAAAACAAAAAUAUAUUAAUUCAACGAAUCUCAUAAAUUAUAUUCAUAUAAUUUAUGGUUACUUAUUAGUAUUAGUUAGUACCUGCCUAUUUAUUUUCAUACCUUGAUCAUUGGUUUAAGGAAACAAAGUGUUUUAAACUAACCUACUAUAACUUAACAAUAGUGUAUAAUUUUUUUUCCAAUAUUUAAUAUUAAAUAUUCUUAAAGAUUUAUAGUUUCCGGUAACUCUACGCUUCUAUAGCUGUUGUAAUAUAAAUUUUGUAAAAAAUAAUAUAAUAGGUAUCUAAUAUAAAAUAUUUGUGCAUGUAUAAAAAUCACAAUAUUUAGAUACCUAGGUAAUCAUAUUCAAUUAUUAUCGUGUCUUAGACUCAGUACCUAUGUAUUGAGUAUAAAAAUAAUAAAAUAACGAUUUUAUCUCAUUUUUCAAACAUUAAGUAGUUAUUGUAGCGCCGGGUUAGCGUGCUAAAGUAGAAUUGACGCUAGUCGUAAACUAACGUUCUGUACCUGGCACAGUAUUGUGUUUUGGGUAACCGCCAGCACGGUGUUGAACGAUAAAAACUGAUCGCACCUACCUAAAAGUGACAAAUUUAAUUUAAAACUUUUAAAUGUUAACUCGUUAUUGUUUAAUAGUGUGUCGAUGAAAUUGUUGAAAUCUAUAAUUAUACAAAGUGAGAUAAUCGGGAAUGCGUUGGGUGUCAUCGUCUAAUCGAUUGUAUAUAAUAAAUUUCCUUUUUUUUUUUUUUUAUACUCGAAUUCUUGGCUUUUUCUAAAUGAAAAACCCUUCUCAAACACACCUUGAAAACGCACAUUUGUGACCUACAGAUAACAAUGGUGAUAAUGUUUUCAUUGCUGGGUACAGAUAUACGUUUCACUUCGCUCUUCUAUGCAUAUUUAAACUAAAAUAAAUACUGUAAUGUGACUGAAAUUUUCCUACUUGAAAACAAAUUUUGAGUAGUGAUCUAAAAUUAUAUUAAUUGUUAUCUGGGUAACAAACUUGAGUAUAUUGUUUCCAAUAACUAUUUUUUUCACAUCACGUGUUCAAUUCCUUAUAGGUACAUAUAUAUUAAUAUUACAGUGGCUGUCUCGCCCGUUGGUAAGCAGUUGGGAAAUUUUCCGUCACCCUAUGUGGCUAUUUAAAACACCUAUCCACUUGUAAAGUUUUUUGACAAAUAUUAUUGUGAUUCUUUUAAAGUCUGAUCUUAGUAAGGAAUAUAUUGAUUUUGAUAUUUUUUUUUUCUGUUAACACAAUCAUUUAAAUCAGGAAUGGAUGGUUAAUGUUAGAAAAUUUUGUCUAAUUGGUGUAAUAAGCAAAUAUUUUUUUAAUAUUCUUUGUUUUUUUUUUAAUAAUGAAGAAAACCGAAAAAACAGGAAUAUUUACGCAGGUACUGUUUUUUUUUUAAAUUCAAUUUCGUUUAAAAUUCUGAAUGCAGUGUAUUUAAUAUUGGUUUUACUGUUUUUUUUCUGUCUGUUAUUGCAACUUUUUUACUAACAAUUUUGCUCCGAUUUUUAAGUGUAGUUUCUUUUUUGAAAAUACAUUUUAUCUUGUUAGUGUAAUGAAGAGGUAAUUUUUUGAUUUUUCUUCAAAAUCGAAGGAGAAAGGAAUAUUUACGCAGUUUCUAUUUCUGUUAUUUCGAUUUGUUUUUUUUCUUGUAACUCAGUUAGAAAUAAUCAUAGAAACCUGAAAAAUUCUUUUAUUUCAUCUGUUUCUAAACGUAGAUAAUUUUCAGAACACGCCGGUGAUUGUUUUAGCUUCUUUAUAACCAUUUUAAAUGAGUCUUUAAUAACAUUAUAUUUUCUUCCUAUCAGUCUAAUACGUUUAUAUUUCCAUCUUCUUUGACGCAAUGAUUAUCUUCGUGUUUUUGUUUUUGUGUUUAAACUUUAGUAGUUGAUCGUCGUCGUCGUCGUCGUUACUUGUUUUUGGCUCUAGGGUUUACGUAUAUUAGUGGCCAAAUAAAUAUAUCGAGUUUAUAUAACCUUUCUAAAAUACCUAUUUUACUGUAUUUUUAAUAACUUUCUUUGUCAGCACUAACAUAAUAAUUGUCUUUUAAUAUAAAGAAACUAAACGUGUAUCUAUAUAUAUAUAAAAAAAAGCCCAUUCUAUAAAUCCAGAUGAAAACUAUUUUUUCCAAUGCAUAAUCAUAAUUUUUCAUAUAUUCUCGAAUAGCGUUGAUUAAUUUUAUGUUUUUUGAACUUGAAAUUGAUUAGACGGAAUCGAAAAUCGUUCUACUAUCUUGCGGGAUACGGAAACUAAAUAACUUUAAGAAUACGCUAUAUUGUGUUUAGUGUUAUCAAAUCUCAUAAGAAGUUUCUUAAUUCAAUUUCUAAUCAUCUGCCUCUAAGCAGUUUUCAAAAACAUGUUAUCAUAAGAGUGAAAAUAAUUUUUCAAAAAAUAUGAGCCGGUUAUUAAGAAUUGUUGAUUAAAAAUCCCAUCAUCAGUAUCUAAAAUUGUACUAAUUUAGUUGAUUAACGUCGCCAUAUUAUAAUAGUUACAUAAUAGUUAGUUCAUUGGAUAUGAAAAAUGAUUGCACGUUUGAAACUCGACCGUUUUUUUCAUUUAUAAUUAUUACUCCUGGGUAAAUUUCUUUGUAUUGUAGAAAAUUAAUAUCCUCUAUACGACAGAAUUACCAUUAUCCUUUGAAAAUUGUCCUAUAGAAUCAACAUCGGCUAUAACAUUAAUUAUAUCAGUAGUUAUUAAGUUUAUAAUUCAUUAAAUGAAAUAUCAAUAAAUAAUUUUCAGGAAAUUAUGCGAAAUAUGUGCUCAAAAUGAGCAAUGAAGAAUGUGAAAUAUGUUAUGUAACCCGAGACAAAUAAAUCGAUAAAAAUUAUGUUUCUAUAGAUUGCCCUUGCCGACAUAAAAUAUAAGUACAUAAUCACGAAGGUUUACAGGGUAGUAAGAGUUCAACCCCAAAUAAGAAAAAGACAUUAUAUCACGUAUCAUAUACAACUAGUAUAUGCAUUAAAUAUAAUAUAGUUUUUUAUUUAUAUUACAACAGUUAAUAACUGGUUUUUGGCAUAGAUGAUUACAGUAUAUUUAUACAUGGUAUACUCAUUCAGCAUCCUUAUGAUUAUGCUUGUUAAUUGUUAUGAUUAUUUUUAUGAUCAAACUGUAAUACUUUUUAGAUUCGGGGCGAAGCGAUGAUCUAUUAUUUUUACUGUGGUGUGUAUUUUUUAUAUUCUGUCUGUAACAAAUUUUCGAAUAGAAAACUUUUUCUAACCAUAACAUGAUAUUAAAUACCUCUUUGUUGCAUUUUGGAUUAAUUAGAUCAUUUUAGUGCAUUAGAACAUUAGUGUGGUUUUUUAUUUUUUUUAUUUUUUAAGAGUUUUCAAAAUAAUUGGAAAAAACCAUAAAUAAAAUUAUAGGAAAUAUUUACGGCACACCAUGACGUUACGAAUUUCAUUUUUAGGCACUAUAUUUUCUACCAGAAAUAUUGCUUUAGUCGAAAAAUUCCAAAGAAUGUUUUUUGUUGAAUUUUGGAUUUAGUUAGGAAAAUAAGUAGUUUUUUUUUAUCUCCCAAGUAGUUUUUAUAAAAAUUGAGUAAACCCGAAAAAUACGUAGAAAAAACCAGAAAUACUAUGGAACUAAUAGUUCUGUCUUUUUUUUUUUAAUUGUAAUUCAAUAUUUUCUUUUUUCAAAAAUUGGUAAAAUUUUUAGAACAUUUUAAGGUUACGGAAUUUUUUACGUAAUUUUCAUUUGGUAAAUACUUUGUGGGUAUCAUUGUUUAACCAAAUCGAAAUACUUGAAAAAUUAACAGGAGGUACAUUAUAAGUUGUACUUAGUGUUCAAAAAAAGUAGAAUAUAGAGUAGAUGAUUAGUAGAGUAUGAUUCUUUAAAAAAAAAAUUAUCAAAUAAUUUCUUAUUAUGGGCUUAUCUUAUUAAAUACAGAGUGUAAAAGAACUAUUUGACAUUUUAGUUAAAUGUAAAAAUGUUUAAUAUUUUUGUUAUACUAUCCUGUAUAUAUUAUUAUACAUUAUAUCUCACAUUAUAUAUUAUUAUAAUCAGCAAAACCGUUUAAUUUUGUUCAAGAUGUGUUAAUAAAUAAUUAUAAAUACACGGAGGGGAAUCAUAGGAGACAUACCUUCCCAUUGGUAAAUAUUUUUAAUGAUUUUUCUCAUAAUCGUUUCAUGUUUAUCGUGUACAUGGUUUAUUUUCAUAUUUCUGAACAGUUGCGUUUAUAGAAUCAUCUAGUAAUAUAAUGAAUUUCUUCAACGCCCCCCCCCCCUCCAAUACCUAUAAAGUGUAUUUAUUACCUAUUUAACAGAAAUUUCAUAAAAAUGUUCUUAUAUUUUUAGAAACAAGGAACGGAGUAAAAUCAGAGAGUGUUCGUCGAAUGGUGGACAUAACUCGUGACAAACCAAUUAAAGUUUCCAUCAGGGUAGCCGUACCUGUAAGAGACCAUCCUAAGGUAUGCACUAGGGAUACAUUAUUUACAAUUAAAUUAAUGAAAUACUUAUCAUACAUAUUUUAUAUUUUAAUUAAUUGUGACAAACCGUGAUCUAUAUUAUUACGGUGCACUAUUAUUGAUGGUUUAAUGAUGUUAAAAUAAAAUAAAAAUAUGACGGUGAAAUAAUAGAAACUGGGUAUAUUCAAACUAAAUUCAAAUUAUCAUAUUGCAUUAUUAUACGCAAUUAUUAAAUUAUUUGUUAAGAGUUUCAAAAAAUGAUUUAUUAUAAAUACAAAAGUGUUCGUUAAGUUGAAAUUGUUUAUGGAUCAGAUUAGAAUUAAUUCAGUUAUUUAUAAUCAUUACUUUUUUUUAAAUUCUGAGCGUAGCGAUUGGUUUAAUGAUCAAUGUUUUUCAUUUUAAUCUUUGUCUGUGAACAACUUUUCUUGCUCCAAAAUAUCAAGUGUAGUAUAUUUUCUGGAAGUUAAUUUUUCCUAGUUGGUACAUUGAGUAGGUCAUUUUUUGAUUUUUCAAAGGGUUUUCAAAAUAAUUGGAAAAAACUCAAAAGAAAAUAAUUUAAAUAAUUUAUUUUAUUUUUAAACUAUUUAAAUUAUUUUCAUAUUCCUGAAACAAAACAGACAUAUUGUUUUAUAAUAUAAUAUAUGGUUAACAGCUUGUUAUAUGUUAAUGAUAACGUCAUUCAAAUAUUGAAUAUUCGCAUAGAAAAAUAUGUUGAAUUUUUGUACCACACUUUGAUAAAGUAAAUAAUAAACAUUUACACCUGUUUAACUAAUGAAGAAAAAAUAAUAUAAGAUACAUUAUAAUAGGUCUAAUUUUAGAUUCGGAGCGUAGCAAAAUUCUACCAGAAAUUUUUUGAUAUUGAUAUUCAAAGUAGUUUUCUUAAUAAUUGAGAAAAACCAAACAAAAAAUAAAAUAUGAUUUUCUCAAAUUAUAGCCCAACAACUUAAAUAUUUUAAAUUUGUAUGUGUUCCGUUUUCUACCAGAAACUUUGCUCCAAUACAAAAACAACAAGAGAUCUUUUUGUUAAAUUUUUAAUCUCGUUGGUGACGAAGAAAAUCUUUUUUUUUUUAUUCUUUGUAGUUUUUUUUUUAAUAAUUUAGUAAAACCAAAAAAUACGUAUAAAUAAUGGAAAAAUUUACUAAAAUAAUUCUUUUAUUAUUUUACAUUUUGUUUUUUAAUGUAAUUUAGUUGAAAAUAUUCGUAGAAACUUGAAAUAUUGGCAAAAAACUUGCAUUUUCUUUUUUUAGACGAGGUAAAAUUUUUAAAACAUUUGAGAAAUUUAUAAAUAUUUUAAUUUUGGGAAUUUUUUACGUGAUUUUUAUUUGGUAAGUACUUGGGAGAUAAAAUUGUAAUAUUGUAACUAAUAAAAAAAUGCUUGAAAAUUUAACAGAAGGUUCUUUAUAAUUCGUACUUAGUAGUAAAAUAAAAAAUUGUGUAUAAUGUAUUUUUUUCUGUUAUAAGAAUUUUAAAAUCAAAUUUUAACGAAAGUCGUGAAUAUUACGGCCUUUCAAAACAUUUAUAAUCGAACUUUGCUCCGAAUCGUUUUCCGUUUACAAUAGUUUAUCGUUAAUAACUGAUAUAAAUUAAAUAUCUCCAUGUACACCACUGUCAACCUAUACAACAGUGGUUGCACCCAGUGUUUCUUUCAGACAAUUUUCUCCGAGAGGGGGGCAUUUGGAAAAAUCGGAGAAGGGUCAUUUAUAUUACACCAAAAAAAAAAAAAAAUUAACUGUUUGAUAAUAAUUACCUUUUUUCAAAUUUAAGAAUAUUUUUAAAAAAAACUAGCUCUAAAAUGUUACUUUACCAUCAUUUUUGCUACCUUUAUUUUUGUGGGUGAAACGACUAGGUACCUACUUUUGAUUUUCAAAUGACAGUCUACGAGAUAUUAAAAAUGACAUAAAUUGAUAGAGGAUUAGUUUAAAAAUAUGUUAGUAGGUAUUUUAAUUUUUAAUUUUCUUCAAUCUGUUAACGAGAUAAUCCAGUUUUAAGUUUAAGCAGAUACAAAUAAGCAAAGUAGGUUAGGCUAUAAAAAUGUACAAGAAAAACAAAUAUGAUUUACCUAACCCUAUAUAAUAUAAUGCACAUAUCAUGCAUUCAUUCCUAUGCAUUACUUAAAAGUUAAAAAUAUAUUGAAAGAAUUGAAAUAGGAUUAAACCAUUUUGUUAAGUAAUAAUCUCUAAACUCUAACAUACCAUAGCGUUGAGUUAGUAACUUAUCAAUUAAAUUAAAUUAAAAAUAUUUAUUUAUUUAUAAUAAAAUUAUGUUUUUUUAUUGUAUAGUACAAAUUGCAAUGGAAUUUAUUUAUCUGUUCUAACACAACUAACAAUCAACAUUUUACCAUUUAGAACAAUGCUUCUUAAACUGGGGGCCGUGGUUAUAUGACUGGUGGGCCGUGAAAUAUUUAUUUUAUUUAAAAUAUUUUCGGGUUUUUAGUUAUUUAAUAAUAACAAAUUUCAUAUUUAAAUAUUGUUUAAUAGUUAUUACCAAUUCAUUUUGUCAUCAAAUAUGUUUAAAGUUUAAAACUAUUAUAAAAUUGUUUCAAAAAUUUAUAAAAAAAACAUUUAUUUAUUAUAAAUUUUAAUAGUUUAUUUGUGUGGAAUAGUCUAUGUAAUCUUAGUAUAAAAUUAAGAAAAAAUAAUUGAUGAUUUUGAUUUAGGGGAAGGAGCUUUGACAGUUUUAUAUUAAAUUUAGGGGGUCCAUAACAAAAAAUUUUGAGAAACACUGAUUUAGAAGAUAGUAAAACAAUAAGUUCACUACCACAGUCUACACUCUACAACAAUGAUACGCUUUUGAUAAAGUAAUAAAAUAUUUAUCUGAUAUUAUUUUUGGUGUUCAAUAGUAUUUAUCGUCACUGAUACCUUUACAAUAUUAUCUGAACAAUUAAUGAUUUCCAUCGGGAAAAAUUAUUUUGUAAAUAGAAUAGGUAGGUCAUUCAACGUGAUAUCAAAAUUAAAUAUGUCUAAAUAUGUCUUUACUAUUCUUCAAAUUCUUUCCGUGGGGGCCUUGGACAUUUUUUUUUUUUGAGGGGGAGGGGCUGAGUCCCCGGGAGACAUGCAUAAAAAAAACACUGAUCACACCUGUUCCCAGUAUCAGCCUUUUUUUUUUUUACACUAUCUAUGGAAAAUUUCUUAGAUGUUUGUUUUAUUUAUUAAGUUUAACAAUUUAAUUUCAAAUACAAAUUUAGAAGGAAAAAUAAACAGUGUUUUUUUUAAAUGUAUUCGUUAUAGUAAUAUAUUUGAUUUAUACUAUUUGUUUGCUAAAUAUAGGUACUUGAUUAUUAUUAAUAGUAUAUAUAUUAUAAUUUAAUUUCACACUCGGUAUGUUUGUUUCCAGUUUAAUUUUGUGGGCAAACUAUUGGGACCAAAAGGCAACUCUUUGAAGAGACUACAGGAAGAUACGAUAACAAAAAUGGCGAUUCUCGGACGGGGAUCAAUGCGUGACCGAAAUAAGGUACCUUUACCGAUACUUAAUUGAGCUAUAUUGACCUUAUAAUACAUAGGUAGACAAAUCUACCUAUAGUAGAUUUUUCAGAGUGUUUAUUAUGAUACUCCAUUCUGCAUAGGGCGGAAGUUCGAAUGUCAGACUUAUAGCUUAUAUAGGUACCUGGUGCAAUAAAGUUGCUUGCGUCAAAUACAUACAUAGGACAUAGAUUAUACAUACAUAAUAAUAAUAAUAUAAUAUUGUACUGAUUGUGCAUACUUAUAUAAUACGUACGCUCGAGUGGAGAAAGACGAGUACGCUUGAUUACCUGAGGGAAUAAGAAGGGAAAUUGCAUUAACUAUAUACUAACUCUAUAUACCGUGUCAACAGCGGGACAAAACGUUUUUCUGACGUGUGUUUUAAUUUGUCGGGAGUUUUUCGAGCCCCACGAAUGCCUUGGGUCAGAUUCGUGCGAAGAACAAACCAUAAAUGUACCUAUUAUCUAUAAUACAGGUCAUACACAUAUGUAUAAUGUAUGAUAUAGGUGUAGGUGCACAAUAAUAAUAAUAAUGAUAAUAAUUAGUAAUAGGUAUCACCAACAUCUAGUUAUUUUAUUUUAGUGAGAGUUUUAGGGCAGAUUGAAUUAUAAAUUAUUUACAAAAAUUUAUUUUACAUAUUAUACACGGUACCGGGUACACACAAUUUCCAAAUUCAAUAUUUCCCUCCCCGACAAAAUCCUAAAUACACCACUGCUGUCACCACCUCUGGUAUAGUAAUAUACUUCCUAUAUUUUAUUUAUAUCGUUACAUUUCAUAUAUAUAUAUAUAUAUAUAUAUAUAUAUAUAUAUAUAUAUUAUAUACGCAUUAUAUAUACUUCUCUCUUUCUCUCUUAGGAACCGUUGUUCAAUUAUCAUAAUAACUAUAAUAAUUAUAGUGUGAAAGUGCGACACUAUUAUAAAUAUUGUGCUAUAAUAUACCUACUUCGAAUUGAACUGUAUACUCGUAUAGAAAAUUACUGUGAUUCCUCCGGAGCAUAAAUAAAAUCACAUUCGGUAUACAAUAAUAUAAUAUGUGAUAAUGGUUGUUCGGCCACCCUCAUGUUAUCUAAAUGAAUAAUAUCGGAAUACAUAAUACAAGUUUAAUCUCCACUGCCCCUUUAGAAAAAUGUUAUGUUAUUUGUAUCGUAUAUUGCUUUACAUUACACUGUUUCAUAGUUUUGUAUUAUAUAAAACAUUAUGAAAAAUAUGUACCUAUAUUGGUACUAUGCGUUUUAGUCAAAACUCGUUUCAGUAUUAUACGCGUUUAGUCAGAUUUUAACUUUAUUUAUUCAAAAUAAAUUGUAAAUGAAAUACACGUCUGUUGUUGACGAAAAAUGUCAAUAUUAUUUUUACUUUCACGAUUUUGUAGCUGUUAUUUAUAUAUAUAUAUAGCUGCAGGCUACAGGCUACAAACUAUAAGUAUAUACAAUUAUAUUAUUUAUGUGUGUAUUAUAAAAUAUUAUAAUUUAGGGUGUAGUUUUGACAAAUUUACAUUUUACUAUAUUAUAAUAUUGAAAACACAAUAAUAAUAAUAUUAUGAUUAUGUUUUGAUAAGCAAGUGGGUACUGAUAUUUUACGUAAAUUAUAAUAUUUGUUGUUUUAAAUUUAAACUAUUGGCCAUUGGAUUUUAUAAUUUGCAUGUUUGCAAGCCCGGAUUAAGAUGAUAUUGGGCGUGUGGCCAAACGAUUUUAGGGAUCCAUAAACAUAUUCAAAAUAUUGGUGUUUAUACAGUAUUACCAGCCAAGGCCAGGGACCAACAAUAUUACGAUAACCAGGGGCCUGGGGCCAGGAGCCUCUGCUCCUCCUUAAUUCGGACCUGCAUGUUUGCUUAUAAAUAUGCAUUUUAUAUUAUUUAACAUAAUAUCAUAAUUCAUAAGUUUUAAAAAUUGUAACUUAUAAUUGGAAUACGAUACGUGAAAUAAUUAUAUAGGUAAUAGGUAUAUUAGGUAUUUAGGUGUAAUGCACUAAUGUGUACAAUAUGAAAUAUGAUGUGCAGUGGAAGUAUACAUAUUAAUAUUAAAAUCGUUUUAAAUAUAAAUUUAUAAUACGCAGCAUAUAUAGUAUAUUAUUCAAACUUUAAAGAUUCAGCGCAUAAUUACAUUGUUAACUAAUCAAAUUGUUAUUCAUAGGUCAAUCAUAUAAUGUAUACAAUAAAAUAUUAUUUUAAUUAUUUUUAUUUUUGUUUACAUUUAUAUUUUUUGAUUAUUCAUGGUACGAAUAAAAAUCACAAUAAAUAGCAAUAUUAGGUAUAUGCAUAUAAUAUUAAAAUUAAAAUACUAAAACUUUAAUCGGCUGCGUGUGUAAAAAAAUUAUUGAUACUAUAUUUUACUUUUUUAAGAUUAAUAGAAAAUUAUCAAGCACGAUAUAACCAUCAAAGACUGAAAUGUAAAAAGUGCCUUUAUAUUAAGUUUAAAUAUCAUGAACAAUGUACCUAACUACAAAAAAGCUACCUACAUAUAGUAAGCACACGGAAGUUCAUCUACUACAGUGUCCGGAAAUAAGAAACUUUCUGUAAAGAAUUUAAAACUUACUCGAUUCUUUUAUAUACAAUGGGUAUACAUAUACUGUUUAGUAUAUUAUAGAUUCCUUGCCACUAUUGCUAUCAAGUCAAUGUAUUUCCAAUAAUACUGGGUGAUCAUUUUAUCAUGAUCCAACAUUUUCUCAGAUGAUUUUAAGUGAAUUUGUUUUCUAUUUUUUCUUUUUUUUUUUUGAUCAUUAUAGAAUUGUUUAAGUUUUAUUUUAACACUAUUUUAAUGUUUUACUCCUAUAUCUUAUACCUGAUGAAUGGGUAUCCUCGGAGUUUAAAAUAGCAAUUCCUUUUUUAUCACAGAUUUAAAUAGAGAAUAUUUUUCGAGAAAUUUCGACAUGCAAAACAUUUAUAUCAAAUUUACCGUUUAUGGGUUUUAACAGUUUAAAGUUUAGACCGGAGAAAUAGGGAAGGGUAAUAAAUUGCAUAUCUAUAUUUUUAAAUAAUAAAUUGAUAACUCUGAAACUCUAGUUUCUAUCUCUGACCAUAAAGUAUAUUUCCCUUUUCAUACAUUAUAUAAUAUAUAUUUAUAAUUUCGACUAAAAGAUUUACUACAUUAUUUUACUUUAUUUUAAAUUUGUAAAAUUAAUAUUGACAAGUUUAUUAUGAAAGAAAUACCUACUCUAUAAUUCAUUGGAAAACAUUUGACUAAACAGAGAUUUACAUAACGUAUUGAUUUUAAAUAUUAACAUAACUACAGGGGCGCUUGUAACGUGUAGUCCGUGGACCACAUGGGGAUCGUGUUAUUCAUCCCCACACGCAGCUUGUAUAAUACAUUUGAAAAUAUGGGUUUUAUGACUACUUUUCGCAAAUUAUACCUAAAUUGAAGCCUAAUCAAAAUAAAACAGCAUUGAUCAUACUCUUAAACUAUAAUAUCUGUUAUACACUUUACGCACUAUCUGUAAUACACAUAUACUAUUUACAUUUUAUAAUUAUUUUUGAUUUUAUUCCGUUUGUAAAUACUUCGAUAUUUUGGUUACUAUAAACUUAUAUACUGCAAAGUAAAAAUUGUAAAUUAAUAAAAUGUAUGUACUAUUUUUUGAUUUAAGGAAGAAAAGUUAAGAAACUCGGGAGAUCCAAAAUUUUCACAUCUUAAAGAUGAUUUGCACGUUGAGAUAACAGCCUUUGCUCCUCCAGCAGAGGCACAUGCUCGCAUUGCAUACGCGUUAACAGAAGUUCGAAGAUUCUUAGUACCGGUGAGUUUUUCAAAGAAUUUUGUACACAGAUUUUUAAAUAUAUUGAUCAAAUUAGUAAUUUAAAAUUUAAUUUAGCAUAUUAUAAUCGUAAUUAAAACACUAAAAUGGUUCGAUACAUUAUUAUAUAUUAGAUUCAUUUUACCUUUAUAAUUUUACGGUAAGAACAUCUAUCAAAUUAAAAAAAGUGCAGAUGAUGUUAAUUUUUUUAAUACUAUGCGUUCCAUUUAUUAUUUAUGAGUACCUAAUUAAGAUAUUUAAAUAUUGCUAAAAUAUGAUAUUAUUAUUUUAUACUAAAUAUUGAAGAUUUAAAACUCAAUAUUACACCAUUUCAUCAGUAUAUAUAUAUACUAUAUAUAACUAUAGAUAUUGAAUAUUUAAACGGUUAUAUAAAUUAUUAUUUUUUAAAUUUGAAUUUUAAUUAGAAAACUAUUUUGGAUGAAUUUUAAUCUCAUAUUAAAUACAUAUUUAAAUCUUCGAAAUUGAAAUUGCAAAUUGUAUAAUAUUAUAAUUUCCAAUAAGAAUAGGUAUAUCGAAAAAAUUUGAUAUAUUUAUUUAGUUUUCAAUAUUAUUCUAUUUAGAGACCAAAAAAAAAAAAACAAAAUGUAUUGAAAAUGUUAUUUGUGUAGUACUACAGAUGUAUACAUAAUACUGAAAAGAAAAUGCGUUCCAUAUUUUUAAUUAAAAAAAAAAAUAAUAAUAACUAAACGUAAUGUAGCUGGUAGUUCCUUGGUUAGUGUAUAUGGAAAUAAUACACAAUUUACAACAGAGUUAUAAUACAAACAUCAUUGUAUUAAUUUAUUUCACUCCGGGUUUUAAAAAUGUAUUCCAGUUGACUCGUUUAAGACGGUUUACCCCUUUAAUACGAGACAAAGAAAAAAAUCCAGACCAAAGGACUGCUCUGUACGCGUAUAGCAUUCUUUGUUGAAAAAAACAUUUUAUUUUUAAUUACGUUUACCGUACCAUUGACCUGUUACCAUCUCGACUGCUAACGAUUCAAAAAGACAUUUUAUUUGUUAGGUAUUAUGUUGUUUGUUCGGCUACGACCGUCGUUCUGCGCGUAUUGCGCAUAUACGUACGCUUUUAAAUACGAUGUAUUAUUAUUGUAUACAACUGUUGAGCUGUGUGUGUCGACGCAGGAACUUUAUUUCAAACCGUUAAAUAACUCAAUUGAGAAUAUAAUUAAUUAGGUAGUACUCUCGCGUAUAGUGUACACAGAAAUACGAAUAACAUAAUAAUAGUAUACGUACAUCUGUAGAACGUAAAAUACAAUCAACAGAUUGCAUUAUUGAAUUUUUCGGAUUUGUAAACAAAUAUUGUAUAUUAUAUACGUAUAUCUACCGUUUUCUGAUAAUCGCAGGAUUAUAACGAUGAAAUACGACAGGAACAAAUGUGGGAAAUGCAAAUAUUGCAGAAAGGGUCGACGGCGGGGGACGCGACGGAUUCAGAAACCGGCGAAAGCGGAUCUUCGUCUCGUUCCGUGGACGAUAAUCAUCGUCAGAAUUACAAUGUCAUUCAUUCGACCGGAGAGUGUUCGCCAGUACAUACCAAACACGGCAACAACAUCAGCACCUGCAAUCGAACGAUAAUUAACGUUUCAGGUACGAUAAACACAUGUUCCACACAUCGCACUCAUGGUAAUCGGCUCUAACAAGUGGGGGCGGGGGAGGAUUGGGGCCCUCUUAUAACUCAGCCAAACCCCCAAAUUAAGUUCUUACCAAAUAAAUAUUAAGUAUGCAUUUAAAUAAUCAAUAUUGAUCAAUAUUAUGGAGUCUUAAGACCUCUCAAAAUAUGUGAACUAUUUGCGUUUAUUUACCCUUGGUACAAGUCUGCAGUCACAACUUGAAAUUUUUAAUGUUUGAAUUAAGUCUCCGAAACGAUAGUCGUAUUUUUUUCAUCUACAAAACGCUACACCGCCUAAGUUGUAACCGAAUCAACCAACGCCCCUGUAUAAUACAUUUGUGUCGGUAUUGUGUUUAUUCAUUUUUGCGGUUUACAAUAAUAAUAACAUUGCCACAUUUUAUCUUUGUAUUUAUGUAUUAUAUUUUCAUGUUUUCUUUGUAACUAAACAUAAGAAAUCGAGACUGCAAUAUUUUGAUUUGAGACAUUUUAACAUAAUUAUUCUCAACUGCUAAACAAAUUAUAAACUGCCAUUUUUUUCUAUUAAUAACUAAUAGGUAAUGAAUUUGUUCGUAUUUUUUUUUUAUUGAACAUAAUCUUAAUAAUUUCAAUUCGUGGCGUUAUUCAAUAUUUUAUCUGAAAUGAAAAACUGACACAAAACCAAAUAUAUCAGUUUUGCUUUUCAAAUAUCCUAACCUAACCUACAGCAAAACUGUCCUAACCUUAUUUUUUUGGAGUUUGGUUAAGAUUUAACUAAGUACCUGCGCUAAAAUAAAAAUUUAAUAGCGUCGGGUAAUAUAAAUGAAAAAAAUUUGUAAAACUUACCGUUUGAGACAGGAGUCAUAAGAAUGUUAGAAGAAUAUUCGGUCCACUGUUCUAGAAAAUCAUCGGUCUAAAAUGUUCAAAAUUUUUUUCCAAUUAAUUUAAUAAUAUUUAUAGUGUUGCUAAAAAUUCUUUUUUUUUUAAAAAAAAAAAAUAUCGGGAAUGGGAGGGCGGGAGUUUAGAGUUAGAUCCAAACAUCUAAAAGCCCCUCCAGAUAAGACCUCGAAUCCAUUCAACGCCGUAAAAAUGUUGGGAUGUUAACAGAAAUAUUUUUCCACAAACCAUUAAAAUUAAAGUACUUAAAUAAUAAAAUAAACAUUAUUUAUAAACGAGUCAUCACAUUGGCUCCAUAAAGAUACCAUGAUGGCUAGUACACCUCUAGUUUGGGAGCAGAGUUAAAAAAUGGAAUUUUCAUGAAAUUAUAUUUUUUGAUUUGUGAUGGUAGUCAUGUACAAAGAGUGCGAUGUAGAUAUUCAUAUUUACUAUAAUAUGUAUCUCAAGUUUACACAUAAUAUUUAUAGGUAUAGGUAUAAGUAGCUAUGUAGCGAUUAUUAUAUCCACGACCGACGUCAUCUGAAUUCUGCUUGAACCCACUACAUUCAUUACGUUGUUUUAAUACAAUAAUAGUUACCUACACAAAUAUUUCCUUUUCAACCAUCUCUUGUUCUUGUUCCAUUAUUAUUACUACCUAUAUACAAUACGGCAUUACCUACACAUAGACUAUAUUUGAAUUUGAAUAGUUAUUUACGAGUCUAAAAUCGAUUGGUUAAUGACGAAAGUUAACGCGAAUAGUUCUUAUAUAGGUACCACCUAUAUAUAUAUAUAUACUAUAUUGGCAUUUGUGUUUAUAGUUUAACACGUGACUGUCUACAUUUAGGUAGUUAAUGUGAUCUUUAUCUUUUUUUGGAUUCUCAGCAAAAGGUAUAUAUUGGUUUUUUUUUUUUUUUUAUAUUGUCAAUAAAUUUCUCCUAGAAAUCUUGCUCCAAUCAAAACAUGACAAGAUUUGUUGCAUUUUGGCUCUAGUUAGUACUUUAAAAAGGUCAUUUUUUGAAAUUAGUAUUCGAGAUUAUGCGAAAAAACUGGUUCUUUAAGUUAAAUAAAAUUAAGUGAUUAAAAAUAAGGUUGUCAUUGGCAAUCGUUUUUAUUUAUUUUUUAUUAUUAUUAAGUUUUUAUUAUUUAAUAUUUUUUAAACAAUCAUUAUUUCGGGAAAACGCAAAUUGUUGAAAAAUUAAUAAUAUUGAUCGAUCGCCACUCAGAAUCGUUUUUCAUUAGCAAUGAUUAAUCUUUGCGUACAAAAAUAAAUUAAUUUCCCCUUAUACUAUAUACCUUCGCAACUUCUCAUCUACAAUGGUGGUCCACCUAUGGUGCGAAGUAUGUCCGUCCGCUUUUUAGAUUAUUUUUAUUAUUUUUAUUUUUAGUGUCUGCAAACAAUUUCUCUAAUCAAAAACCGAUAAGAGAGGUUUUUUGUAUCAUUUUGAAUUUAGUUGAUGCAAUGAUAUUAUGGUACUGUUUUAUUAACGAGGCUUUAAGAAUUAUUUUCUAUAUUAAAGCUUCUAUAUCAUAGUUAAAUGCAUAGUGCACAGCUUAAAAUACACUCUAUACCCACAACAUAAGUUACAAUCUUAUUUAUACAUUAUGAUUUUUAAUACUUGUAGAAAUUGGUUUAUCUUGAAAAAAAAAACAAUAGCAAUAUUAAUUUAUACUUAUACAAUAUAUUUAAAAUUAAUCAUGGGGAAAUGAUUUAUUUUUGAACCAUAUAUAUUUUGAUACGAGUAUGUCACAUUUCUAUUAGAUUUAAAUUUACCUGCACAUAUUUGAAAUUUAGAAAAACAAAGCCAGAAUAAUCCUAAUGGAAUAACGGAAACUUCUGGAAGGAAACGCCCUCUCCUCUCUGGAGAGUGCGCUAAAGUAUCGAUGACUCCGUCAAAAAGGACAGUAAUGGCAAUUUUAGCAAGGGCUAGGACAGCUCAAGUACACGUUAAGGACAUGGUCACAUUUUCACCUCAUUUUAACGGGUAAGUAUCAUCUACUUAUACUUGCAUUAGUUUUAUAUUGUACGAGUAUAUUGUAAUUUAAUUUUUAAAACGAAAGUUCGCGCACAUUUGGUUCAUUAUAAAAACCAUAUAUAAUAUAAUUUUGUUUAAAAAUAUUCUUUCAUAACAUAUUAUAUAAUUUUGGUAUAUAUAUAUAUAAGUUUACGAUGUUUCGUUUCACAUUGUUCAUAUUUUAUAAAUAUUGUGUAUCAUUACAUUAAAACUAUUUUUUUUUUUUUUUUUUUUUUUUUUUUUUUUUUUUUUUUUAUUACAGACUCGUUCAAACAGACGUAUCUGCAUACAGAGAAAAGCCUNCGUUUCACAUUGUUCAUAUUUUAUAAAUAUUGUGUAUCAUUACAUUAAAACUAUUUUUUUUUUUUUUUUGAUAUUAUUUAUGUAUUUAUUUCUUUUUUUCUUUUUUUUUUUUUUUAUUACAGACUCGUUCAAACAGACGUAUCUGCAUACAGAGAAAAGCCUUUCAUCCCCACAACCAAUCUGCUUUUGAACUGAACAUAAAUUCUAUAAUUCUCUUCAUAGCAUCACCCAUAGAUUAUUCAAUCAAACUUCUCUGUAAUCACAUGAAAUAUAUGAAUUAUGAGUUAAUGUAUUUUUAAUCUCUUUUAAUACUAUAAAAUACGGUUAUUACUAUCAAUACUCAAUAAUUAAACAUAUUAUAUAAUAUAUUUAUUUUAAACACAACAGAUAUUAGUUUUAUGUUAGUUUAAAAUUUAAAAACUUCAUUAUUGUAUAAAUAUAGAGGAAAAAAAUUGCUCAAUAUGUAUAUAUCACCUACAUUAUUGUUAGUUAUUACACCUAAUAAUAUUAUAAUAUCCUGCACUAAUAAAAUAAUACGGCAAGCAUAGAUAUAGAAUACUAGAUACAGUAUUAUGUAUCUAUGAAUUAUGACUGAAAGAUAUAAUAAUUGUCAUAAUUUGACCGAAAUUAUUCCAAUAAAAAAUAUAAUAUUAUGCAGGUCCAUAUAGAGUUAUCUAUUUAGAUAUUUUAUUGACUUAUCAUAAUUUAAUUGGCGUACAUUGUACUUAUAUUAUAAUUAUCCAACAAAUAAUUAUAAUAUAUUUUAAAACAAUGUAUCAUGUACAUCAUCUUGCACAUUAAAACAAUUUAGUUAAUUUUAUUUUUAGUAAAACAUUUUUUUAUUAAUCAACUUUAUGUAAAGUAACACGAC
Messenger RNA from Cinara cedri, 18851 nucleotides. The record is from the annotation of a GenBank genome assembly. Lineage: Eukaryota; Metazoa; Arthropoda; Insecta; Hemiptera; Aphididae.